AUGAUUCCAACAAUACUAACUUACAAAACUCGAACCCUUUCAUCCAAUAUAUGUAACAAUUUCAUACAGAACAUUAGUAGCAUGUAUGAUGGUGAGCCAACGAGUACCGACAUGGCUGCUCUUGUUAUGCACAUUGUCAGCUUGAAUGUAAAUACAUGGCUGUGGAUUGGUUAG
Molecule: messenger RNA, 174 nt
Organism: Loa loa (African eye worm)
Lineage: Eukaryota; Metazoa; Nematoda; Chromadorea; Rhabditida; Onchocercidae
Exons: 1
Coding region: 1-174 (57 amino acids)
Source: RefSeq, a predicted model, not a curated record